Messenger RNA from Cyprinodon tularosa, 2635 nucleotides. RefSeq names its product sarcolemma associated protein a (gene slmapa). The transcript has 24 exons. The record is from RefSeq and is a predicted model, not a curated record. Gene Ontology annotation, biological process: protein localization to plasma membrane; regulation of voltage-gated sodium channel activity; regulation of membrane depolarization during cardiac muscle cell action potential. The annotation marks the transcript as partial. Gene Ontology annotation, molecular function: protein binding. NCBI's taxonomy places the organism in Eukaryota, Metazoa, Chordata, Actinopteri, Cyprinodontiformes, Cyprinodontidae.
UUCUACCUUCAGGACACUAAAAGCAGCAACGGGACGUUCAUCAACAGCCAGAGGCUGAGCCGCGGCUCAGAAGAGAGUCCGCCCUGUGAGGUUCUGUCCGGCGACAUCAUUCAGUUCGGGGUGGAUGUGACUGAGAACACACGGAAAGUCACCCAUGGCUGCAUCGUGUCAACAAUCAAACUCUUUCUACCUGAUGGGAUGGAGGCCCGCAGACGAAGCGAUGUCAUCCAGGCUCCAUUACCGCUUCCUGUAGACAAGGUCGCAGCCAACACUCCCAGUAUGUACUCACAGGAACUCUUCCAGCUCUCCCAGUAUCUACAGGAGGCCUUACACAGAGAGCAGAUGUUGGAGCAGAAGUUGGCCACCCUACAGCGGCUCCUCAGCACUACUCAAGAGGCCUCAGAGAGCAGCUGGCAGGCUCUGAUAGACGAGGACCGCCUGCUCUCCAGGCUGGAAGUGAUGGGCAGUCAGUUACAGGCCUACUCCAAGUCGCAGACGGAGGAGGGGAUCAGGAAGGAGCUUCUGGCUCUUCAGGAGGACAAACACAACUAUGAGACCACGGCAAAGGAGUCCCUGAGAAGAGUCCUCCAGGAGAAGAUCGAGGUGGUCAGGAAGCUCUCAGAGGUGGAGCGGUCCCUCAGUAACACAGAGGACGAGUGCACCCACCUGAAGGAGAUGUCAGAGAGGGGUCAGGAGGAGCUGAGGGAGCUGGCCAACAAGUACAACGCCGCCGUGAACGAGAUCAAGGAGCUCACCGACAAGAUUAAGGCGGCAGAGGGAAGGCAAGAGGAGCUGACUCUGCAGGGAGCCACGGAGAAGAGGGAGCUGGAGAUGCGAAUCGAAGAGAUGGAGGAGAAGGAGCAGGUUCUCCAGGCUCGCAUUGAAGCACUGCAGGCUGACAACGAUUUCACAAACGAGAGGCUCACCGCCCUCCAGGUGCGCUUAGAGCAACUACAGGAGAAAAGCAUUAAGGACAGCAACAGCCUGGAUGAGGACAUUGUCUCCCACGGACGGGCAGCGGAGCCUGUGGAAGACCAGCAGAGCCUGCAGACCUGUGAGAAGCUCGGCGGAGGCGAGGCAGAUUCAGACACUGAUGAUGAUGGAGAUGAAGAGAAAGAUGACAACUGUCACCUCAACAGUGGAGGAGAGUCGACUCGAAUCCCGCAGUUGAUUGAAUGUCCGCCGGUCAAGCAGCUGAAAGAGAACGUCUGCUCUUCAAUCGACAAACUGGCCAACUUUGACGAAGUCAUGGAUGCCCACCUGCAGAACAGCCAGACAGCAGAGGACGAGCUGCUGGCCAGCCCCGACCACCUCAGAGGGAACCAAAUGGACGCCAAAGAGUCCGACAUGUCCGACACGCUGAGUCCCAGCAAAGAUCGCAGCAGUGACGAGGCGUCAGAUGGGAACAUGAACGACCAGGAGCUGAAUGAAUCGCAGAACAGAGUCACCCUGCUGAAAGCUGAGCUGAAUCGGGCUGGUCUGGAAGCAGGAGACACGGAGAAGGUCAUCAGCCAUCUCCACAGAGAACUUCUGGAAGCCCAGGACUUGGCCAACACUGGGAAGCAGAAAUGUCUGGAGCUCCAAGCUCUGCUAGAGGAGGAGAGGAGGAGUAACUCCAAGCUGACUCAGGAGUCCAGCAAGCAGAUCCAGUUCCUGCAGACUCAGCUGGAGAAACUUCAGGCGGACAUGGAGGCCCUGAGGGAGCAGAGGGAGGGCACCAUCUGCAGCACCAGGGAGGAGCUCUGCUCCGCCCAGGAGGAGAUUCUCGUUCUGCGACACGCCAUGGAGACGGCCACCGCAGAGCGGGAGCGAGAGAUCGCCGCCCUGCAGGCGAACGUGGGUAGCGUUCGCACUGAGCUGGAACACUGGAGGGCCACGGCUGCCAAGUACGAGGAGGAGAUCAGCCGCCUGCAGGAGACAUUUUCUCAGCAGCAGCAGAGCAAAGCCAGUCAGCUGCAAGAGGAGUGUGCAGCUUUGCAGCAGCGCUGCACAUCUUUGCAGCAGGACUGUGAAGGCUUGAGAGCUGAGCGGAGAGAUCUCACAGAGAAGCUGCAGCGCCUGGAGGCUGAGCUCAGCAGCACCAAGGAACAGAGCCUGGUCCUCAGCAGCAGCCUGGAGUCUCUGAAGAAGGGGAAGGAGGUUCUACAGGACAAGCUGGGUUCUCUGGAGAACCAGCACCUUCAGGAUGCCAGCAGGUUAAAGCAGCAGCUGGAUCAGGCCCAGGCCCGAACACACACCCUGCAGAAAGAGUAUGAAGACACUCAGUCGCAGCUGAUGGACCUGCGUCAGCGCUACCAGCAGACGGAGCAGGAGAAGCUGAACAUACACCAGGAGCUGGAGCAGUGCCGGAGCAAUCUGAAGCUGCUGCAGGACAAGACCAGCUCUAGCGGCUGGAGCCCCUGGAUGCCGGUCAUCGCAGCGAUGGUCGCCGUGACAGCAGCUUUCCUCUACCCCAACCUGCCUAAGAGCGGCUCCGCCUGAGGCGAGGAUGGCGGCUCCGCCUGAGGCGAGGAUGGCGGCUCCGCCUGAGGCGAGGAUGGCGGCUCCGCCUGAGGCGAGGAUGGCGGCUCUCUUAUUUGUAAAAAGCCUGUUUGUACAUAUUGUAGUGGGAACGGUCGCGGUUCCUGCUGGACUU